CCGUCGGCGCCGCAGCGCCGCAAGCGCACGUCGUUCAGCCCCGAGCAGCUGCAGCUGCUGGAGCUGGUCUUCCGCAGGACCAUGUACCCCGACAUCCACCUGCGAGAGCGCCUGGCCGCGCUCACCCUGCUCCCCGAGUCCAGGAUCCAGGUGUGGUUCCAGAACAGGCGAGCCAAGUCGCGGCGUCAGAGCGGGAAAGCCUUUCCACCUUCCCCCAGGCCCGGGCUCUUCCUCCAUCACCCUGCUCACGGGACUGAAGCAAAAUGCUUGAAGCCCCAGCUGCCUCUUGAGGUAGAUGUGAACUGCCUGCCCGAUGCCAACAGGGCCGGAGGGGGCAGCUCUGACCCUGGCUCCCAAGGUCAGAAUUGCGAAACCUAUUCUCUCCCUGAAGACAUUGGUUCAAAGCUGGACUCGUGGGAGGAACACAUCUUUUCUGCCUUUGGCAACUCUUGAGGAUUCUAGAAUGCAGGACAAGCUCGGAGGAGCCAGGACUGACAGCCAGGGAGACACAUCGGAAUACUGUCCUUUCUGGCAUCCACGUUAGGGACACAUCCAUGU
Miniopterus natalensis is the source of this 558-nucleotide messenger RNA. RefSeq names its product Mix paired-like homeobox (gene MIXL1). Gene Ontology annotation, molecular function: DNA-binding transcription activator activity, RNA polymerase II-specific; RNA polymerase II cis-regulatory region sequence-specific DNA binding. The record is from RefSeq and is a predicted model, not a curated record. NCBI's taxonomy places the organism in Eukaryota, Metazoa, Chordata, Mammalia, Chiroptera, Miniopteridae. Gene Ontology annotation, biological process: hematopoietic progenitor cell differentiation; endoderm development; endoderm formation.